AUGGGCCCCAACCAGUACUCCGUACGUGAAGUCAAAAGUGCGGCUCGGAGAAUGGAGAAGAGAACAAGCGAGGCCGAGAAGGACUGGCACCUGACAAGGGGUGGAUUGAGACCGAGAUUAACUUCUUUUACUAAAACCGUCGUUGAUUGGUGGGAUAUGAGUAUGAUUGACUACUCGCAGCUGGGAUUGGUAAUCAUGGACCCUAUCAAUGAGCCUCGUACUAUAAUGUAUGUCAAAGAAGUAUGGACCAAAUCCCAUCCCGAAAGGGAAACGAUCAUCUACGUCAUCAGUACGGAGUAG
Molecule: messenger RNA, 300 nt
Organism: Penicillium brevicompactum
Lineage: Eukaryota; Fungi; Ascomycota; Eurotiomycetes; Eurotiales; Aspergillaceae
Exons: 2
Coding region: 1-300 (99 amino acids)
Source: RefSeq, a predicted model, not a curated record